AUGCCGAAAUCAAAACGAAAAAUUGUUUCCGAACAGGAAGCUAAUUUCACGGAGGAACAAAAAGAAGAAUGGAAUAAGUUCUUCCGUAAUUCAGCGGAAGAUGCAGAUUACGUUGAGGAUUUGAAGAAAAAUCUCGCAGAAGCUCGAGUGAAGGUGUCGGAUGAAUUUUCGCAGUAUUCGGGCAGCCUCCCGGGUGACUUGGCGGAAUUUAAAGGGAUUGAUGAGCUGGAAGAAUUACCCGAAGAGCUUGUUCACCACAUCCGCCUUCUAAGUGAUGUAUUGCGGCACUUCCGUAGUGGACCGCUUCCUAAAACAGUCAAAAUGCUUCCUCAUUUACCGGGAUGUGAAGGUCUACUUGAGUUGUUGAAACCUUUAGAGUGGACCCCGCAUGUUUAUCCUCGCGUGACAAAGUCCGAGAUGUCGAAAACUGAAGGUGUCAUCCUGUCACAGCUGAUAAAAAAAGCCAGCCUUAAAGCACGUUUCGCGUCCGUUGCUUUGGCUUUAACUAUGGAGGAAGAGUUUAGCAUUCCCCGAUCCAUGGUCAUUGAAACCUUGUUGGCCAAGCGGUAUCACAUGCCCGAGGCUGCACUGAAACGAGUGGUGGAAUACUUUGUGAGUUUCGACAAAGAUUGUUCCGCCCACUUCACCACAGAAAGUCGAAUGCCUCUCUCGUGGUUUCGCAGUUUGCUUACUUUUCUUGAAUCCUAUCACACCAGUGUGGAUCCCGAGCAACGUGCACAGCUGAUCAAACUGUGUCGACGUCACGAGCAUCCCCAAAUCACCCCAGAGAUUCGACAGAUUUUUUCGGUGUGUACACCCAAGUUUGUGGGAUUGAGCGCAUCACGAGCCAAAAAAUACUAUCCUUCCUGGCAUGUACCGUAUAUUUUGGAUGAUUAUCAAAAUGUUACCCGAUCUAAACCCAAUCCCUACGAGACAUGGGAUCGGGAGUGGAAAAAAGCCGGCAUCAGUGCUCGUGAAUUGCAGCCGUUCGAUAUUUCACAUUUACCCGGUCAUUUAAGAUCUCGAUUGCAUCCGAAUGUGGAAUUUUUCCAACCCAAAUAUCGAUCGGAAAUGUCGUUGGAUUACAAACGCCGUUUGUUUGGUGCCUAUGGCUUAGCAAGCGGUGUCGAUCCAGCCACCUUGUUUGUGGAACCACGUACGGUUGCGUUCGAUCAAGCAGUUGAACAGGCCACAACGCGUCCGAUUGAUGAGGUGUUGGACGAACGACGCCGUGAUGAACAAGCGAGAUCUGAGGCAACCGAGAAGCUGAUGAAGACUAUCAAGACUAAUCUGGCCAAAAUGCCAGAAUUGUUGACUAAGUUUGAGGCUCAACGGCAAAAACAGCUAGAACAAGAGGCAGCGAAGGAGCUGAAGAAGAAAGCUAUUAUGGAAGAGGCCCGUGAUCGUUUCGGCUAUUACGUCAGCCCACAGGAUCCCAAGUUCAAAAAACUGAGGGAUGAACUGGAAGAACGUGAGAAGUUAAAGCGCAAAGAGAAACGCAAGAAAGAGGCCACUCAGAAUUGA
Echinostoma caproni is the source of this 1524-nucleotide messenger RNA. Lineage: Eukaryota; Metazoa; Platyhelminthes; Trematoda; Plagiorchiida; Echinostomatidae. The record is from the annotation of a GenBank genome assembly.